Messenger RNA from Hevea brasiliensis (rubber tree), 501 nucleotides. RefSeq lists its product as uncharacterized. Bases 101 to 337 code for a protein of 78 amino acids. The transcript is spliced from 3 exons. The record is from RefSeq and is a predicted model, not a curated record. Lineage: Eukaryota; Viridiplantae; Streptophyta; Magnoliopsida; Malpighiales; Euphorbiaceae.
GCAAAUUCUUGCCAGCUACUGCUCAAAAUUCCCAUUUAUCCUUUUUAAUACAUCUUAUUAGAGUCCGAGAAAGAGGAGGAAGAAGAAGAAAAAAGAAGAGAUGGGAGGAGGUAAUGGACAGAAGUCAAAGAUGGCUCGCGAGAAGAACAUGGAGAAGCAAAAAGCUGCUGCUAAGGGAAGUCAGCUUGAAUCAAACAAGAAAGCCAUGACGAUCCAGUGCAAGAUUUGCAUGCAGACAUUCAUUUGCACCACAUCAGAGGUGAAGUGCAGAGAGCACGCCGAAGCAAAACACCCAAAAUCAGACGUAUAUGCUUGUUUUCCACACCUCAAGAAAUGAAGUGAUGACGGGGGAAUAAUAAGAAUUUGUAGAGAUGGGUUCCAAGAACCCACUUAUAUGAUAAAGCAGUCCAUCCAAACUCUCUUGGCUAGUUAUUGUUAUGUAUGUGAAAUAUGUUUCUUUACUACGCUUGAUUUGCUUCUAAUUUAUUGACAAAAAAAGAA